Molecule: messenger RNA, 327 nt
Organism: Trypanosoma conorhini
Lineage: Eukaryota; Euglenozoa; Kinetoplastea; Trypanosomatida; Trypanosomatidae
Exons: 1
Coding region: 1-327 (108 amino acids)
Source: RefSeq, a predicted model, not a curated record
AUGGCGCGGGCGGCAGACAUUGACCGGCUGGUGGAUCACUACUUGGGCCUCCCCGCGGCGCCCACGCAGCGCCCCAUGCCCCCUGCCGACAGGAGUGGCGCUGGCCCGCAGCCGCGGCGCACAAGCGGCGCCACGGGGCCGCGCUUUGCCAGCGAAGAGGCGCUCGCCUGCGACGCUCGUGGCGGGUACGACGAGGAGGAGGAGGUAGAUAUCGAGGCGCUGGUGGAGAGCGUCCUGCGCGGGGAGCCGGACUCCGCGGACGCCGCCGCGCUUCGCCGCCGCCGCAGUGGAGAAGGGACGAAGAGGAAGAGCAACUCCCGCCGUUAG